GUCACUUCCGUGCCAGGCUUCCGCGUGGUGGGCAGUGUGGACGUCCCAGCACUGCGUUCUGCCCGGAUAUUUACUUAGCACCGACUCUGCGCAAGUUGGGGGGGGGGGUGGGCAGCAGACGAACCCUGCCCCUGCCUUGAAGAAGCAGAGAGACAGACCUGUCACCAGUGACAGGGAGUCAGGAUCAGGGCCAGUAUGGAGGCACACAUGCAGCUCUGGGGGCCCUGGGGGAUGCGCCCGACUCAGUGACUGGGGUCCAUAAAGUCUUUGAGGGAAGACGUUUAACAUGCACGUCAAACUUGACAUGUCCAAAUGGAAUUCCUGGUCUUCUCCCCUCAAAAAAUGGCCCCACCAUCCCCCUAGUGCUCAGGCCAGAACCUCAAAGUUACCCUUCAUCACUUUCUCUCGUCAUUGCCCCAGUCAAUCUGCCCGGCUUGACCCUAGGAGGCAGAGGUUGCAAUGAGCCAAAAUUGUGCCACUGCAUUUUAGCCUGGGUGACAGAGUGAGACUCCAUUUCAAAAAAUUUAAAACUUAAAAUAUUUUUUAAAGAAUGGAAAGAGAUGGGUGCUAGGCAGGACCUGAAAACAUGAAAAGGCCUCCCCAGAAGAGAAUUGAGCAGAAAAUCCAGGAGCACAGAGGAGGAGUGAGUCAAAAACAGGGGGAGGAAAUAUUCCAAGGGGUGCUGCAGCCAUCUGGGAGAGAGACAGACCUGACUAGGGUGCUGUCAUGGAGAUGGUCAGAAGGGUUUCGCUGUUUUUAAGCCAUAUUCAAAUAGGAUUUGCUAUUUCAUUUAAGUACCUGGAGUUUGAAAAGGUCCGGAGUUGGCAUUGCAGUUUGGUGCCACUCACUGGGAGCAUGCCAAGUGUAUGGAGAGAAAGAGCAGUCCAGUUUCCUGAACCCCAAAGCUUCUGGCCUGAGCAGCUGGAUGGAUGGAGCUGCCUUGUGCUCCAGGAGAAGCCCGUUGGGUUAGAGGAAUCAGGAAUUUGGGUUUGGAGAUGCCUAUUAGACAUCUGCGUGGCACUGGCCUCUGCCCUCAGAGAAGUUAGAAACAGUAAAUAUAGUCACAUAAAAUAAUUCCACACAUUGUGGUAAGUCCUAGAAGCAAUGUGACCUGCCUGCUCUGAAUGGCAAGGAGACAAAGGCAUUCGUCCAGGCUGGAGGUGAUGGUGGCUUGGGGAAGGGAACUGAGCCUAGGGAGUUUUUGUGGGUUCACCAGGCAGACAGGACCAAGAUUUGACUGGAGGUUUGGAGUCUUGGAGUUUGGGUGGAGAAGGAUGAGGUAGGAAAGAAAACGGAUAGAAGUCAGAGAUGGGCUGAUCCAUGUCUUGAUGAGGCCACAUUAACUUGUGGGGGAUUCUGAUACCAGAGCAGGUUUGAGUUCUAUCUUGGAGGCCCACAUAUUCUUUCAUCCCCAAAACAGGUGCAACCCCAUCUGGUCUUCCGAGGUGUGAUCCAGGCUACCUGCGUGUUCCCUGGAGAAGGAGAAGCCGACGCCUCCCGCAAUGCCCGCCCCACCGUGUACCUCUUGUCACGCGGCACGCGCUGCCCUCCGCCGUCCGCGCUCCGGCCAAGCGCUGUGCGGUGCCUGCUUCUGCUCAGCCUUUGAGGCCGAGGUGCUGCACACGGUGCUCGCGGGCCGCCUGCUGCCGCCUGGUGCAGCGGUGGCUGUGGGCGCCUCGGGCGGCAAGGACUCCACCGUGCUGGCGCACGUGCUGCGCGGGCUGGCGCCGCGCCUGGGCAUCUCACUGCAGCUCGUGGCCGUCGACGAGGGCAUCGGCGGCUACCGGGACGCGGCGCUGGCGGCCGUGCGGCGCCAGGCGGCGCGCUGGGAACUGCCGCUCACCGUCGUAGCCUACGAAGACCUCUUCGGGGGCUGGACAAUGGAUGCGGUGGCCCGCAGCACAGCUGGCUCCGGCCGCAGCCGCUCCUGCUGCACCUUCUGUGGGGUGCUGCGUCGCCGGGCGCUGGAGGAAGGGGCACGCCGCGUGGGAGCCACGCACAUCGUGACGGGUCACAACGCAGACGACAUGGCGGAGACCGUGCUCAUGAACUUCCUGCGGGGCGACGCGGGGCGGCUGGCCCGGGGCGGGGGCCUGGGCUCCCCGGGCGAGGGGGGCGCCCUGCCGCGCUGCCGCCCGCUGCAGUUCGCGUCGCAGAAGGAGGUGGUGCUGUACGCGCACUUCCGCCGCCUGGACUACUUCUCCGAGGAGUGCGUCUACGCGCCCGAGGCCUUCCGCGGCCACGCCCGGGACCUGCUCAAGCGCCUGGAGGCGGCGCGGCCGUCGGCGGUGCUGGACCUCGUGCACUCCGCCGAGCGCCUGGCGCUGGCCGCGUCCGCUCGGCCCCCGCGCCCCGGCGCCUGCUCCCGCUGCGGGGCUCUGGCCAGCCGCGCGCUCUGCCAGGCCUGCGCGCUCCUGGACGGCCUGAACCGCGGCCGGCCCCGCCUGGCCAUCGGCAAGGGCCGCCGGGGGCUGGACGAGCAGGCGACGCCGGGGACGCCCGGGGAUCCGGCCCAGACCCCCACCCCCAAGGCCGUCCCCACCUUCUAGCGACUCCGGACCUCCCGCCGGGAUCUGACGCCCCCCGGGGUGGGGACUGCCUGUAAAUGACUCUGUGAAUAAACCCCCGUUACCUUG
Cebus imitator (Panamanian white-faced capuchin) is the source of this 2636-nucleotide messenger RNA. RefSeq names its product cytosolic thiouridylase subunit 1 (gene CTU1). Lineage: Eukaryota; Metazoa; Chordata; Mammalia; Primates; Cebidae. Bases 1503 to 2549 code for a protein of 348 amino acids. Gene Ontology annotation, cellular component: mitochondrion; cytosolic tRNA wobble base thiouridylase complex. Gene Ontology annotation, biological process: tRNA wobble position uridine thiolation. The record is from RefSeq and is a predicted model, not a curated record. The transcript is spliced from 4 exons. Gene Ontology annotation, molecular function: tRNA binding.